Drosophila guanche is the source of this 749-nucleotide messenger RNA. RefSeq lists its product as uncharacterized. NCBI's taxonomy places the organism in Eukaryota, Metazoa, Arthropoda, Insecta, Diptera, Drosophilidae. Bases 216 to 734 code for a protein of 172 amino acids. The transcript has 2 exons. The record is from RefSeq and is a predicted model, not a curated record.
GGCACAAAACACAGAACCGAGCACAGAGUAGCCGUCGACAAAAUAAACAUUUUCCAAACACCCAGACACAAAAAUCAAUUCAUCAAUUCAGCGUGUUCAGCCAUUCUCCGCUCUAAAAAGUUUUAAAAAAUUCAUCAAAUUUCAAUAACUUUGACAAGCUGAAAAAAAAAUAUUUCCUACUCUAAACAGUUUCCUUUUACCCUGUAUUAUCUAGAAUGAGUACCACGAAGAAACGCAAGAUCUCACCGCGUACUGCAAACGUGUCUCCCAAGCGGACACGCGCCUAUUCGCGCAAUAUUCGUCGCAACCAGAGCCUGGGCCAGAAGAACAGCAACAUCGAAGACCCUUCACAGAGUCAGGCGCUUAAUUCAGAGUCUAUUGAUUUGAUAGUCGGCAGCAACAACGACCCAGUGCCAGGUUCAGAAGAACCUCUGGGCAAAGGGAUUUCAUCGACAGCCUCUUGUCAACAGCUACCCGUUCAAGAUGCAUCAGUAGAGACGUUCAGCUCUACUGUUAGCCAAUAUCCCGAACUAAAUUCCAGCCCCCAAAUACCCAACUUCGUUAUAUUACAUUGUCAAAAAGACAUUGUUCUUUAUCAACCUGUGGCCCGUGCUUCUACCGAAAACGGUCCGUUCGAUCCGUCAAUGUUUACUCAGCCCACAUUGGGGGCGCUCGCUAAAGAAUUUUGGGAGACGCUCAAAAAUAAUAUUCAAACAUACAUACAUAAAAAAUAAUUAAUUUAAUAGAAA